Rotaria sp. Silwood2 is the source of this 1437-nucleotide messenger RNA. The record is from the annotation of a GenBank genome assembly. NCBI's taxonomy places the organism in Eukaryota, Metazoa, Rotifera, Eurotatoria, Philodinida, Philodinidae.
AUGGCUAAGGCUGUAGUUAGCAAUUCUGACGUUGAUCUAAAAACAUUUACGGAUUGUAUGUAUUUUAUAAAUGGUCACUGUAAAUUAAAUGAUAAAUGCCGUUAUCGCCAUUGUCAAGAAGCUACUGCACAAACGAACAAUUGUUUUAAAUGGCCAAAAGUAUGUCGCGAUACUAAAUGUCCUUAUCGACAUCCUGCAACACCUAAACAAAUAGAAAAGAAAAAAAAACCAAUACCCACACCUCCAAUUAUUAAUCCCAUUCCAUUACAAACACCACCAAUAGUAUCACGACGAGAUGGUCUAAUAAGUUUUUUCUGGGAUAUUGAAAAUGUUCCUAUACCAAAAGCACAUAAACCUUUUGAUAUUGUUCAACGUAUUCGACAAAAAUUAGUUAUUGAAGCUGGUUUAAGAGAAUAUAGUUUUUCAUGUUAUUGUAAUACAACAACAAUAUCACAAGAGAAUCAACUUAGUUUAUUUCAUGCUAAUGUUCGUAUUGUUCAUGUACCCGAUCGUAAACCAGGUGCAGUUGAUCGUCAAAUAAUGCUUGAAUUAGAUCGUUUUGAACGUGCUCAUCAUCCUCCGGCAACAAUUGUACUUAUUUCUGGUGAUAUUGAUUUUGCUGGAAAAUUAAGUGAUCUUCGGCAUCAAGCUGGAUUUCAUGUUAUUGUUAUUCAUAAUAAACCAGCAAAAGAAGAAUUAAAAGCAACAGUAAAUGCACAUUUUCCGUGGGAAUCAUUUACACAACAAGCAGUCAAUGGAGCUAUUAGUAGUUCAGAAAUAUUAACAAAUGAAAUAAGAUCACGAAUACCACAACCAUAUCGAAUGAAUAAUCAAAAUAAUAGUGGUCAUCUACGUCAAAUAGAUCCAUCACCAAUUCGUUCAAACCCACCUCCUAAAUCAUCUCGAUCAAGUAUAUCAAAAAAAAAAACCCAUCAAUGUCCAAAAUGUAAAAGUGAAUUUGAAUCUAUUCAAGCUUUAAGACAACAUCAAGAAGCUAAAGAUCAUUUAUUUGAUUGUCCAAUAUGUGAUGAAAGUUUUCCAACACUUGAAGGACUAAUUCAACAUCAAGAAGCUAAAGAUCAUUUAUUUGAUUGUCCAAUAUGUGACGAAAGUUUUCGAACACUUGAAGGACUAGUUCAACAUAAAAAAGCUAAAGGUCAUCAUGAAGCAGAAUAUAAAUGUGGACAAUGUAAUCGUUGCUUUGCUAAAAUUGAAAGUUUAAAUCAACAUCAACAAGCUACUAAUCAUAAUGGAUUGUCAGGCGCAGCAUCAUUGAAUAUUAAUGGUUUUGUACAUGGUGCAACACCUCCAUCAACAUUACCUAACAAUAAUCAAGUUAAAAAUGAUGUUGUUCAAGAUGUAUCAAUGAUUAUUAUUCAAAAAGGUAUUGAUGCUCUUAUUCAAUAUUAUCCAAAAAUAUUUCCACCAAAUAAAUAA